AUGGAGGAGAAGGGCAUGGAGGAGAAGGGCAUGGAGGAGAAGGGCAUGGAGGAGAAGGGCAUGGAGGAGAAGGCAUGGAGGAGAAGGGCAUGGAGGAGAAGGGCAUGGAGGAGAAGGGCAUGGAGGAGAAGGGCAUGGAGGAGAAGGGCAUGGAGGAGAAGGGCAUGGGAGGAGAAGGGCAUGGAGGAGAAGGGCAUGGAGGAGAAGGGCAUGGAGGAGAAGGGCAUGGAGGAGAAGGGCAUGGAGGAGAAGGGCAUGGAGGAGAAGGGCAUGGAGGAGAAGGGCAUGGAGGAGAAGGGCAUGGAGGAGAAGGGCAUGGAGGAGAAGGGCAUGGAGGAAGGGAGAAGGGCAUGGAGGAGAAGGGCAUGGAGGAGAAGGAUGGAGGAGAAGGGCAUGGAGAGGGCAUGGAGGAGAAGGCAUGGAGGAGAAGGGCAUGGAGGAGAAGGGCAUGGAGGAGAAGGGCAUGGCAGGAGACGGGAAUGGAGUGAGAAGUGCAUGGAGCGAGAAGGCAUGGGAGAAGGAGCAUGGAGGAAGAAGGGCAUGGAGGAGAAGGGCAUGGAGGAGAAGGGCAUGGAGGAGAAGGGCAUGGAGGAGAAGGGCAUGGAGGAGAAGGGCAUGGAGGAGAAGGGCAUGGAGGAGAAGGGCAUGGAGGAGAAAGGGCAUGGAGGAGAAAGGGCAUGGAGGAGAAGGGCAUGGAGGAGAAGGGCAUGGAGGAGAAGGGCAAUGGAGGCGAGGGCAUGGAGGAGAAGGGCAUGGAGCGAGAAGGGCAGGAGGAAGGAAUGGGGGCAUGGAGGAGAAGGGCAUGGAGGAGAAGGGCAUGGAGGAGAAGGGCAUGGAGGAGAAGGGCAUGGAGGAGAAGGGCAUGGAGGAGAAGGCAUGGAGGAGAAGGGCAUGGAGGAGAAGGGCAUGGAGGAGAAGGGCAUGGAGGAGAAGGGCAUGGAGGAGAAGGGCAUGGAGGAGAAGGGCAUGGAGGAGAAGGGCAUGGAGGAGAAGGGCAUGGAGGAGAAGGGCAUGGAGGAGAAGGGCAUGGAGGAGAAGGGCAUGGAGGAGAAGGGCAUGGAGGAGAAGGGCAUGGAGGAGAAGGGCAUGGAGGAGAAGGGCAUGGAGGAGAAGGGCAUGGAGCAGCUGGCGUUCUUGGAGGGCAUGCUGUCGUUUGAUGACAUCUGGGAGGCGGUGGUGCAGGCGGGCGAGGGCGUGUACAUCGUGGCGUGGAACGACCACUUCUUCCUGCUGCUCCUGCGCCGGCCCCACCCCCACCAGCACCAGUACCACCAGCACCAGCCCCACCAGCACCAGCACCAGCACCAGCACCAGCAGCACGGGCGUGGGGGGGUGCAGGCAGCAUUGGAUGGGGCGGCAGGGGAGCACACAGGUGAAUGCGUAGCCCAUGGCGGCACAGGGGGGGAGGCGAGUGAGGAGGAGGUGGAGUGUGUGGUGAUCGACACGCUGGGCGAGCGGCUGCAGGAGGGGUGCUCGCAGGCCUUCAUGCUGCUCUUCAAUGCCUCCUCCUGGGUGGACGUUGGCCUGCCGCCCGCUGCAGCGCCGGGAAGCACUGCUGCAGGCGGGGCAGGCGCAGGAGUAGGAGGAGGAGAGGGUGGUGCAGGUGACGGUGGUGGGGGACAGGCGAAGGCGCAGGGUACUGUUGACAGUUGUGAGCAAGGUGGCAGGGCAGACGAAGCAGAGAGGGCAGAGGGUAAGGCAGGCGGCAUUAGUGCUCAGGUGCCCAAGGCAGAGACAGGCAGGCGAUGGGGUGUGAAGGCAGGCAAGGGCGGUGGCAAGGGCAGAGAUGGCAAUGGGAAGGGCAAAGGCAGUGGUGGGGUGGAUAUUGGAGCAGGGGGGGUGGGUGCCCAUUCCCAUGGGGUGAACCACAUGGUGAGCUGUGAUGCAGAUGUUGCUAAGGGGGUAGACGUGAAAGAGGGAGCAGCACAAGGAAUGCAUGUGGCAGAGGUUGAGGAGGUGGUGCUUCAAGCAGGGCAAUUGAAUGAAGACAUCACUUUGCUCCCUGCUGACUCUUAUGGCGUGCCCACUGCCAUCACUGUCACUCCAAACCAUGUAGAUAGUCACUCGGCAGACAACUGCAGCCCACCAUGCGGAAACGAGUCAGCAUCCUCCGCAGCUGACUCAGUGCUUCCUACAGCAGUGCAUGCAGCCGAGGCAGCAUGUCUGCUGACAAACACUGACGGUCCAUCACGGUCACCCAUACACGAGACCAAAACCAGCACCACCAAUUUUGACGGGUGUGCAAGCAGUAAGCAGCCCACCCAAGCCGCGUCGUGCGCUGCUGCCUCGUCUCCUGCCUGCACAGCCACCGCCGCCUCCCCUCCCACCUUGACAGCACCUGCUUGUGGCGGGGAGGGCGAGGGGGAGGCAGCUCCGGUGGCGGCAGGGAGGAGGGUGUGGGGAGCGGAGGCGUGCCGAGAGUACCUCAAGGCGUUCCUGGCGGCGGUGCCGUUGGCGGAGGUAGAGAGUGACCUGCGCAAGGGGCUGUUGGGGUCGCCCGAAGCCAUCCACCGCCGCCUGCAGGUGGAGCUCCACUUCACCCGCCUCCUCUGA
Molecule: messenger RNA, 2553 nt
Organism: Closterium sp. Naga37s-1
Lineage: Eukaryota; Viridiplantae; Streptophyta; Zygnematophyceae; Desmidiales; Closteriaceae
Source: the annotation of a GenBank genome assembly